CCCGCUCUCGAUUUGCUCUUCCAUGGAGUCCAGACAUGAAUGGCAUGGACGACAACGACGGCGAACAAGACCUCUUUGAUGAUGAUAAUGAUUUUGACGAUAUACCAGAGGCCGCUCUUCAAGAGCUAGAACACAAUGCUCUUCUCUCUACUCAGCAAUCCAGGAAGCCAAAUACUCUCGCGCCGCCAGUGCGGCCACCAUUUAAUAUCCAAUCGCACCGUCUGAGUUCAUCCGUUCAUCAGCAUCUUCCUCAAAAUGUCCCCGAGGACGACAGUUUUGAGUAUAUCGCUGACGAUGACCUUGCAACGCCUGUCGAAGAGCAUACCUCUUUCAACCUAAAGCAUCACGUCCCUAGCGAAUCGGUAUCUCGCGAAACAUUCCGCCAACAUCGCUAUGGUCAACCUCAAUUUCAUGCUGGUCCUCCAGCACGAACGCAGCCUGGUCAAAAUGUUAUACCUUUACAACCACAAGCGCCAUCUGAUGGUCGCUUUUAUGGCUUUCCUGCGAAGCCUCUCCCAGCCAGGUCGACCCAACCGUCCUUGCAGGAUCACUCCGUUCCCGAGACCAAUGAUCCACAGGUCCUGCGAGCUCAGAUCCGAGCCUUGAUCAAGGAUAACAGUGUCCUUACUAGCGACUUGCGACAGGCAAAGGACACAGCUCUUACUCAGAAUGGCGAGAUCUCCAUCAUCCGAUCGAAACUCGAGAAAGAGACAAAGGUCUUUGAUCGCCAAAUUGGAUCCCUAAAGAAAGCCAUGCAAGAUGAGGCUGCCAAAUACAAAGCCGCUGUGGAUGCUCUUACAGAGAAAAAUCGUCAAUUGAGCACCCGCUUCCAGUUCCUCGAACAAGAACACGCUCAAGGGAUGCAGGAGACCAAAUCCCUAAAACAGCGACUCCGAGACCAACCAUCUACCGAACAACACGACGGCAUCUCAACUCCCAAACAUGGAAUGGGAGCCUCUUUAAGGGAUGGCUUCGAUGAUGAUGACAUCAUGCUACAAUCGCCAUCGAAGUCGGCUCGUCGCUCAAAGCCCGCCACACCAACAAUUGCCAAUAAAAGGAAAAGAAAGCUCGAUGCACCUAGCCCUGUCAAAGGGCUUACUCUUAGGCUAUCUGGACGAGCCUCGGACGAGAUCCAACCCCGUCCCCCCCCUUCGGCCCUUCCAGAGGAACGCCCGGCCGUUAUCGUUAGGAAAGAUCCUCAGGCGGAGCGUAAUCUUCGAUUCUUGCAGCUCAUCCUCGAUUUCCAUCCCCGCGCCAAAGAUGAAACGCUUCUAGAAAACCUCGUUCAGUAUGCCUUCCCCUCCGAUCAUAAUAAACGUUUCUCUACAAUACUGUUAGACGGAGUGGCAAAGCUCAAUGGCGACCGCCUCCCCGCCGAUCUUCUACAGAUCUUUGUGGACAUGUGGGCACAGUCUUUGAAAGAGCAAUUUUACAAACCUAUCUCCCUACUCAUCGAGGUGGUUGGCUUCAUCGUUGACCAUAACAUGGCAUCUCUAGACACUGGGAUUGUCAACAGUCUCGUUCCAGUUGUUCAAAAUUCUAUUGCUAUAAAUGCCCGGAAACGCUUCGAGCAUUCCCCAGUUUACCACUCGUCGUUUGGCACGAUCCGCCAAACUCCUCAAGCCGCGUUGAACCACGAUGUCAAUAGCACCUCAUGUCUAGAUCUUCUCCUCACAAUGUCUUACGUUGUCAAGGACGAUUCGGCUCUUACAGAUCUGUUCUGGCGACUGAUGGACCCCGAGUUUAUUCUGAUGAUGCUGAAUGCCUGGCAGCCCAUCCCAGACAUCACUCUCAUGCUCCAACUCCUCGCCACGUCUAUUUGCCCUUCCACUUUUGGCCCUAUUAGUACUUCGGAUCAACAGACAAAGAUCGAACACUGGAUCAUCAAUCGUGUAUGCUGUCUUCUUUGGGAAACGCCCCAAGUCGACGAGGGCUUACCUCCGAACACAACAGAUCAGCUCUGCCACCUCCGGCUCGAAGUUCUAGACCUGCUUACAGCUCUGGCCAUAACCUCGUCACCUUAUCCACACGAUGACCCGAACUACCAUGGCUCCCUCCUUCUCGCCAAUGACAGCCACGCCAUUGCACGUAUUGUGCGAUCGCUGUUUGACGAAGUCUCAUCGAUGUAUCUCUUGACGCCCUCACGCGUACUUCAUUCAGAACUCGUCAACCGCGGCGUCCGCGUUUUGUACCACGUUUUGCAAACGCACAGCCAGACCAUCAACCUGCAGGAAAAGCUGUCCGUCAUCAACGGAGGAGUACACAAGCACCGAGUUGUCCUGACCAGGCUAGCUUUCAGCGAAGGAUUCUACAUCGACAGACACAUCACCGCCGAAACCGUCGCGAUGGCAACGGGCUUGUUGGAGGAGAGUGUCACUCCCGAUGAAGCGGAUGAGCUUAUUGAAGCAUUUCCGGGGUUCAAAGGUCGGGGUAGUACCUCUGAAAUGCGAGGGGAAAUAGGGGAUGAUCUGGAAGACGAGAUGGAGGUGAUCGAGGGAGGGUAA
This is a messenger RNA of Exophiala mesophila, 2504 nucleotides long. RefSeq lists its product as uncharacterized. The coding region runs from base 36 to 2504 and encodes 822 amino acids. Lineage: Eukaryota; Fungi; Ascomycota; Eurotiomycetes; Chaetothyriales; Herpotrichiellaceae. The transcript has a single exon. The record is from RefSeq and is a predicted model, not a curated record.